This is a messenger RNA of Aspergillus terreus NIH2624, 4584 nucleotides long. RefSeq names its product lysophospholipase (gene nte1). NCBI's taxonomy places the organism in Eukaryota, Fungi, Ascomycota, Eurotiomycetes, Eurotiales, Aspergillaceae. Gene Ontology annotation, molecular function: phosphatidylcholine lysophospholipase A1 activity. The transcript is spliced from 2 exons. The record is from RefSeq and is a predicted model, not a curated record. Gene Ontology annotation, cellular component: endoplasmic reticulum. Bases 1 to 4584 code for a protein of 1527 amino acids. Gene Ontology annotation, biological process: lipid metabolic process.
AUGGCCGACGAUGGUGGGCCGUUUCCUCUCUCUUCCUCCUUGCUCCAUGCCUCUUCCUCGACCACCAUCCUCGAAUCGUCCUCUUCCUCACUCCUCGCAACCUCGUCGCCCGCUAUAGCCGCCACUUUUUCCUCUUUCUCAGGCCGUCCGUCGUCCUACCUGCCUCCCCCGCCGCUACCGCCUCCGGCACCUUCAACCAUGGUGGGGUGGAUCGGAUGGGUAUUUUCCUUCGUUUUCCAGGUCAUUCCAAGCAUUCUAUACUGGGCCAUCACCUUUUGUACCAUCACUCUGCCCACAUGGCUCUUCACGCUGUUCUCUAUGAGCCUGACGUUCACGAUGAAUUUCACCACCCUUCUCCUCAUAGCUCUGGCGAUUGUCUCGACAGUCAGCUGGUUCAUCCGGUACCGGUUCCUGAACAUGUAUAGCCGUCUGCCUCCGGAGCCCCAGCGAAAAGAACCCCAGCUCGAUCUCUUCCCCGAUGUCCAGGAAGGCGACUCCAAACCCGGUCUCGCCAACUACCUCGAUGAAUUUCUGAGCGCCAUUAAGGUUUUCGGCUAUCUCGAGCGUCCCGUCUUCCACGAAUUGACCCGGACCAUGCAAACGCGCAAACUGAUUGCCGGCGAGACUCUGCUCCUGGAGGAAGAAAAGGGCUUUUGCCUGGUGGUCGACGGCCUGGUCCAGAUCUUCGUCAAAUCCAUUCGGGAUGGCAAGUCGCCGGCGGAUCAUGAGCUCAAUUUGGCUGGGGACGACUCUACAGACGAAGAAGGCCAGAAUGUGGAUGGCCGCCAGGGGUAUCAGCUGCUGACUGAAGUCAAAAAUGGCGCCUCUAUGUCAUCCUUGUUUUCUAUCUUGUCGCUGUUCACGGAAGACAUCCAACUGCGGACCUCCGAAAGCCUGUCAUCCAGUGUGUCCAGUGUCGGCCCCAACCUUGCACGGGUGCCAGACUCGUCACCGUCCAGUCCCCGGGGAUUGGUACACAGUCCAGUACCCGUGAGAGAGCCUAGUGAAUCUGGCCAUAAUCUCCCCACAAACGGGGAGUUCCUCCCUACGGUCCCUCCCUUGCAUCUGGAAGAAAGCCGUGGUACUCCGGAUCACGAUCAUCAGCCGGAAUCGAGGACUAGACCAGGCAAGAAGCGUCGGAAAUCUGUGCAUCCCGAUAUCGUUGCCCGUGCGAUGGUGGAUACGACAAUUGCCAUCAUCCCAGCCAGUGCCUUUCGUCGCCUAACCCGAGUCUACCCCCGAGCUACGGCGCAUAUUGUCCAAGUGAUUCUGACACGACUGCAACGUGUGACAUUCGCAACGGCGCAUUCUUACCUCGGUCUCACCAAUGAAGUGCUGGGCAUCGAGAAGCAGAUGACAAAGUUUACAACAUACGACCUGCCCAACGACAUGAGGGGCGCUGCGUUGGAUCGUCUUAAGGACAAGUUCAUCAAGGAGCGAGACCGUUUGGGCCAUGAGGAAGUCACCAAGGGCAUUGCUCUGCACAACCCAUCUGCUGGGAGGAGACGUCGGUCGAGCAGCUUUUUGCGAAAAGAGGCGGCCCUUCAAGCGCGCAUGGCGACCACCCCGCGACGUCCCACUGCCACGGGCUCUCAAGAAAACAUGUCUUUCCACGACCGUGAUGCAGCCGGCGUCAGCCCCGGCGACCUCUUGUCCACCAUCCAGCUGUCCAGAUUUGGACCGCGGUACGAACACCUCGCCCCAAAGAUUUACAGCCCCCUCGCCGAGAAGGAACAGUCUCCGUUCCGGCCUCCGACCAUGCGCGGGCCCGCCUCUCCUUUCCAUCGUAAAGAGUCUCUCGAUGAAGAUGCUCUGUUCCGGGAGUCCAUCCUGGAUUGUAUUAUGAAGGCUCUCGGACUCACGUCGAGUACCCGGGAUAUCUUGCGUAAGAGUAGCCAUAACUCCGGUGAUGCGUCGCCAAAGCUCCUCUCCUAUGACUCGCGACGCCAAAAGGCGGUGUUUAGCAACAACGCGUUCGGCUUCAUUGAUCCUUACGAGGGGUCGGUUGAUGGCGAGACGGAGUCCAUGAUGUCCAUGUCGGUCACCAGUGCGGGUGGAACCUCGCCAAUUGUCAAUCUGAGAGAAGAACUCCGGAACGACAUCGAAAUUGUAUACUUUCCCCAAGGGUCGGUCCUGGUAGAGCAAGGGGAACGCCAUCCAGGCCUGUACUAUGUGAUUGAUGGCUUCUUAGAUGUGGGUAUGCCGGCCUGCGACAAAGGAGACGACCUGGUCGGUGCAACCCGGCCAGCACAUGGGGAGGAAGCUUUUCCGACGUUGAAACGGACCACGACUGCCUCGUCGCGCACCUCAAGUGUGGCACCUGGUGGAAGUGACUCGAAACGGAGGAGACAGUCCCGCAAAUCGCUCUAUCUGAUCAAGCCGGGCGGCAUCCAAGGCUACGUCGGGUCUGUGGCGUCCUACCGCUCGUACACCGAUGUCCUGGCCAAGACCGAUGUAUAUGUAGGGUUCCUUCCGAGGGCAUCCCUGGAGAGAAUCGCGGAACGCUAUCCAAUCGCUCUGUUGACUCUGGCCAAGCGGCUGACCAGUCUUUUGCCCCGUUUGCUCCUGCAUAUCGAUUUCGCUCUCGAAUGGGUCCAGGUGAACGCCGGCCAGGUCAUUUACCACCAAGGCGACGAGAGCGACGCGAUCUACCUGGUCUUGAACGGCCGCCUGCGGUCUGUUUUGGAAGGGACGGACGGCAAGAUGAACGUCGUAGGCGAGUAUGGCCAAGGAGAAAGCGUGGGUGAGCUGGAGGUCAUGACGGAGUCGACCCGGCCGGCCACCCUGCACGCCAUUCGAGAUACCGAGUUGGCCAAAUUCCCCCGGUCUCUCUUCAAUAGUUUGGCACAGGAACAUCCGGGAAUCACCAUCCAGGUCUCCAAGCUCAUUGCGCAACGCAUGCGGGAUCUGGUUGAGCGUCCGAUGACCGAGAAGGGUGCCGAGCAUGGCGCCGGUAGCAUCAAAACAGCCACCUCGACGGUCAACCUUCGCACCGUUAGCAUUCUACCCGUGACAGCUGGUGUUCCCGUGGUUGAAUUUGGCCAUCGGUUGUUAAACGCGCUUCACCAGAUUGGCGUGACCAAUGGGGUCACAUCUCUCAACCAAGCAGCUAUCCUGAACCACCUCGGUCGUCACGCAUUCACCAAGAUGGGCAAGCUUAAACUCUCCCAGUAUCUGGCAGAUCUGGAGGAAAAGUAUGGAAUGGUGCUAUACAUCGCCGACACCAAUGUCAACUCUCCUUGGACGCAGACCUGCAUCACACAGGCGGACUGCAUUUUGCUGGUUGGUCUCGCCGAGUCAACGCCGAGCAUCGGCGAGUACGAGAGGUUCCUGCUUGGAAUGAAGACGACCUCCAGAAAGGAGCUGGUCUUGCUGCACGCGGACCGCUAUUGUCCUCCGGGACUAACGCGCCGUUGGCUGAAGAACCGUGUUUGGAUCAAUGGAGGUCACCAUCACAUCCAGAUGGGCUUCCGCCUUACCGCUGAGCCUUCGCAUCCUCAGACCAAGCGCUUUGGGACUGUGCUAAAGGAGCGCGUCCAAGUCAUCCAGGCAGAGAUCCAAAAGUACACGUCUCGAAGGAUCCACCAAACGGCGUUGUAUUCCGCGCAGACCCCGUUCAAGGGCGACUUCCACCGUCUGGCACGGCGGCUGUGCGGCCGGUCCGUCGGGCUUGUCCUGGGUGGAGGAGGAGCCCGGGGCAUCGCACAAGUCGGUGUGAUCAAAGCCCUGGAGGAAGCGGGCAUCCCUAUCGACAUCAUCGGUGGUACUUCGAUCGGUGCGUUCAAUGGCGCGCUGUACGCCCGGGAUGCCGAUGUGGUGCCCAUGUAUGGGCGUGCAAAGAAGUUCGCCGGACGCAUGGGGAGCAUGUGGCGGUUUGCCUUGGACCUCACGUACCCGACGGUUUCGUACACGACUGGCCACGAGUUCAACCGCGGCAUCUUCAAGACGUUUGGUGACAGCCAGAUUGAGGAUUUCUGGCUGGAGUUCUACUGCAACACGACCAACAUCAGCAAAUCGCGGCCGGAAUACCAUUCGUCGGGAUAUGUCUGGCGGUACGUGCGGGCAUCCAUGACGCUGGCGGGUCUCAUUCCGCCGAUCUGCGACGAGGGCAGCAUGCUUCUCGACGGCGGAUACAUCGACAACCUGACCGUCCCACACAUGAAGGGCCUCGGCGCGGACGUGAUCUUCGCCGUGGACGUGGGGUCUAUCGACGACAACACGCCGCAGGGGUAUGGCGACUCGUUGUCCGGGUUUUGGGCAACGAUCAACCGGUGGAAUCCGUUCUCGUCGGUGCCCAAUCCGCCGACGCUGUCGGAGAUCCAAGCACGUUUGGCGUACGUCUCGUCAUUUGAGAACCUCGAGCAGGCCAAGACCACACCAGGGUGUCUGUACAUGCGGCCGCCGAUCGACCCGUACGGGACUCUGGAUUUUGGCAAGUUUGACGAGAUCUACCAGGUAGGGUACAAAUACGGCAAGGAGUAUUUGGAGAAGCUGAAGAACGAGGGCACGCUGCCGUUGCGGGAGGAGACGGAGGAGAAGAAGAAGCUGCAGCGGACGCUGGCGCCGCGGCGGGCGAGCAUUUAG